Molecule: messenger RNA, 1494 nt
Organism: Mustela erminea (ermine)
Lineage: Eukaryota; Metazoa; Chordata; Mammalia; Carnivora; Mustelidae
Gene: C10H1orf216
Product: chromosome 10 C1orf216 homolog
Exons: 3
Coding region: 242-928 (228 amino acids)
Source: RefSeq, a predicted model, not a curated record
GCCCACGUGGGCCCGGCCGCCCCGCCCCGCCGCGCUGACGCCACGCGACUCCGGAGUCCGGGCCUGGGGCUUGGCCGCGCCGCGCGGGAACCCCACACCCCACGCCCCGCCCGCGGGGCCGCCCAGGUCAGGCCGAGGGACGCCCCUCCUCACCCCACCCCGCCCCGAGGGACGAGAUCCCGCCACCGGGUCCGCGGGAGCAGAGUCAACCGCGCUGGGGCAGGCGCGUCCAGGCCACCAAAUGUUCACCAUCCAGCCAGGACUAGCUGAGGGGGGCCAGUUCCCUGGGGGCCCACCGGGAGUAUGUCAGGCAGAGUUCCAACCAGACAGCAACUCUAACUUCAUGGCAAGUGCCAAAGACGCCAAUGAGAAUUGGCAUGGGAUGCCUGGCCAUGUGGAGCCCAUACAGAUGAGUAGCUCCUCUGAGUUGCCCUCUGACAACCAGGCCUUCCAGGACCCCGGACUCCCUAAAGGGGAGGUGCGCAGCCCCCCAGAAGGGGCUGAAAUCCCUAGAGCUAAGCUUGAGAAGCUGGGCGGCGCCAGCGCGAUCCGCUCCCCGCUGGAGGACAACGGCUAUGCCAGCAGCUCUCCAAGCACUGAUGGCUCCAGCAGCAGUCCUGAGCCUGCCUGUGGGACCCCCCGAGGCCUGGGCCCUGCAGAUCCCCUUCUGCCCUCGGUGGCCCGGGCUGUGCAGCAGUUGCAGGCCCAGGAGCGCUACAAAGAGCAGGAGAAGGAGAAGCACCAUGCACACCUAGUGAUGUACCGCCGGCUGACCCUGCUGCAGUGGAUACGGGGUCUGCAGCACCAGCUGGUAGACCAGCAGGCCCGCCUGCAGGAGAGCUUCGACACCAUCCUGGACAACCGGAAGGAGCUGAUCCGCUGUCUCCAACAGAGGGCGGCCCCCUCUGGGCCCCAGGAGCAGGGCUAAGGGGUCCCAUUGCUCCGGAGAGAGGGCUAGCCUGCAGUAUUUAUCUGAGGGUUGUGGCUGAUCCCGUCCCCUGAGAUCUCCCAGGCCGGCUCUCCGCCCUCUCCCCAUGCGUCCUCUCGGACUUAGCUCUGCUAAGGCUAUUGUCCCUGAUGGUGGACUUGCCGUGGGAAGUAUGGUGGCCGCUCUGGCCUGCCGUGGCUUUUUGGCCACAGUUCUGCCAGGGCACCUGGGGCACCUGCUAGAGAAUUAGUGUGAGGGAGGGGAGCCGGGGGUGCUGAUCCACACUGUGGCCGGGAUGGAGGCAGGUGGGAUCAGAGAAGAAGAUAAAGGACUGUCUCACUUGAACUCUGCCUUGGGGCACAUGGGAGAUGGGGAUGGGGGAGAAGAGAGUGCAGAACCCUGUGAAGAAAAGGAGAAAGGGAAUUCUAAAAUAUCACUUUGAAACAAAGCACACUUCUCCACGGCAAAGGAGCUGUUGCAGACCAUAUUGAUUUAAGCUUCUGAUGAAAGUGAUGUGUGCUUAUUCGCUUGCAAGGAAGGGACGAGGUGUUCCAAGACUGCUGCGG